CUGCUGUCUGUCACACUCCGCAGAGAGCCUUCUCCUAUGGCGCAGUACGGAGGUGUCCGUGUUUCUGGGGGAAGCAUUUAACUGCUGCACCAGAAGACGCCGAGCGGCCGGGUGCACGUCUCGGGCUGUGAUCUGUGCGGUGAUAGUUUAAAGCUCUAUUAUCUUCAUGGAGGAAGAUGAAGACUGCCCAGAACUUGUUCCCAUCAUAGAACUGGUACAGGAUGAACAAACCCAGUGCAGGAUUCCAGUCACUAUCAUUACAGGUUACUUAGGUGCCGGGAAGACUACGCUUUUGAACUACAUUUUGACAGAACAGCACAACAAAAGAAUUGCAGUCAUUGUUAAUGAGUUUGGUGAAGGCAGUGCCGUGGAAAAGUCUUUGGCUAUCAGCCAGGCUGGAGAACUUUACGAGGAGUGGUUGGAGUUAAGAAAUGGUUGCCUAUGCUGCUCUGUAAAGGACAAUGGACUAAAAGCAAUAGAAAAUCUAAUGCAGAAGAAAGGAAAGUUUGACUACAUACUGCUGGAAACCUCGGGUUUAGCAGAUCCAGGUGCGGUUGCUUCCAUGUUCUGGGUUGAUGCUGAGCUGGGAAGUGACAUCUAUCUAGAUGGCAUUGUGUCGGUGGUGGAUGCCAAAUAUGCCCUGCAGCACCUACUGGAAGAGAAACCAGAGGGUCUUAUAAAUGAAGCUGCUAGGCAGGUAGCACUGGCGGACGUGAUCAUUAUCAACAAAGCUGAUUUAGUCUCGGUUCAAGAACUGGAGGAUGUGAGAUCUGUUGCCAGGUCAAUAAAUGGACUUGUGAAAAUUUUGGAAACUCAAAGAUCUAGGGUGGACCUAGCAGAAAUUUUAGAUUUGCAUGCGUUUGACAGUUUGUCUGGGAAGAGUUUGCAGGACAAGCUGAUCAGCAGUAAUGCUCAUCCACAUCUGGAUAAGAGUAUUGUCACAGUUACGUUUGAGGUCUUUGGAAAUGUGAUUGAAGAAAACCUCCAUUUGUUUAUACAGAAUUUGCUUUGGGAGAAAAAUGUUAACAAUAGAAAUGGUGUUUCCAUGGAGGUGAUAAGAUUGAAGGGUUUGGUGGCAAUAGACGAUAAGCAUCAGCAGGUUAUUGUACAAGGAGUUCAUGAGUUAUACGACCUUGAAGAGACACAAGUGACCUGGGAAGGCGAAAGGCUAAAUCGGAUGGUGUUUAUAGGCAGACAUUUGGAUAAAGACGUUCUUAAAAAGCUCUUUGAAUCUACUCUGAAAAGAUGACACUCCCAUCCUAUCGAAGUGAUGAUUGGCUGGUCUCCUAAAACAUGAAUAUGCAGUUCUUCUGGAUUCUGUCGUUUAGACAGAGAGGGACACGUUUUAUCUAUAGAUUUGUAAUAUAUUGUUAAAUAUCAAAUUACAUGUAAUAAAACAUUUUUUCCCGAGACUCUUAAUAGAUGACUUACUAAGGCUACUUUCACACUAGCGUUUUAGUUUUCUGGUAUUGAGAUCUGUCAUAGGGGCUCAAUACCAGAAAAAAAAAACGCUUCAGUUUUGUCCCCAUUCAUUGUCAAAGGGGUAAAAAAUGAACUGAACAGAGCGGAAUGCUCCAAAAUGCAUUUCGUUCUGUUUAGUUGCGUUCCCAGACCGGAGAACAAACCGCAACAUGUUGUAUUUUGCUUUCAGUCCUGGGAUGCGGAGCAAGACGGAUCCGGCAUUACCCCCAAUGCAAGUCGAUGGGGGCGGAUUUGUUUUCUCUACCACAAUAGAAAACUGAUUCGUCCCCUAUUGACUUUCAGUGGAGUUAAUGACUGACCCGUCUUGUUAAAGAUAAUACAACCGGAUCCGUUCAUAACGGACGCAGAUGGUUGUAUUAUCAGUAACGGAAGUGUUUUUGCUGGACCCUGCCGGAUCCAGCAAAAACGCUAGUGAGAAAGUAGCCUAAUGUGGUUAUGAAUGCUUCCAUAGCAGGUAAAUGCUCUAAUACUUCACAGCUAAAUUUUGUGAAGUAUUUUUCUAGUGCAGACAUAGUGUAGAUAAUAUUUUCUUUUCCAUUAGUAUGUGUACAAAAUCUAAAUGCAUGUAAUGGCUUUCAAUCCCAUAAAGGACAGAAAGAAGAGUAUUUCUCCUAAAACUUGACAUUUAAUGAUAACUGAAAAUGACAAAACUGCAACCAACUAACUGUCUUUUUCUGGUUUUUUUUUCUAUUAUUAUUUCUGUCGGUUGGCCUCAGUUUUCUCAUUUUUCGUUAUUAUCACUUAAAGUUAAUUUUUAGGAGAAAUACUCUUCUUUUUGUAAAAAGAGUAUCCAGCU
Molecule: messenger RNA, 2278 nt
Organism: Bufo gargarizans (Asiatic toad)
Lineage: Eukaryota; Metazoa; Chordata; Amphibia; Anura; Bufonidae
Product: COBW domain-containing protein 2-like
Exons: 16
Coding region: 167-1249 (360 amino acids)
Cellular component (GO): cytoplasm
Source: RefSeq, a predicted model, not a curated record